Nicotiana attenuata is the source of this 846-nucleotide messenger RNA. RefSeq names its product short-chain dehydrogenase reductase ATA1. Gene Ontology annotation, molecular function: oxidoreductase activity. The record is from RefSeq and is a predicted model, not a curated record. The transcript is spliced from 3 exons. NCBI's taxonomy places the organism in Eukaryota, Viridiplantae, Streptophyta, Magnoliopsida, Solanales, Solanaceae. Bases 1 to 846 code for a protein of 281 amino acids.
AUGGAUGACAAUGGUGAAACAGAGGUAUCGUUGUUAUCCCCAAAGAGGUUGAGGGGAAAAGUUGCAGUUAUAACGGGUGGUGCAAGAGGAAUAGGAGCAGCAACUGCAAGAGUUUUUGCUGAAAAUGGAGCUCAUGUUGUGAUUGCAGAUAUACUGGAUGAAGUAGGUGCAAGUCUAGCUGAUUCUAUUGAAGGUCGCUAUGUGCACUGUGAUGUCUCUAAAGAAGAAGAAGUGGAAUCAGCUGUGAAACAAGCAGUGGAAUGGAAAGGCAGAUUGGACAUCAUGUUCAACAAUGCUGGAAUUGCAGGGUUUGGAGGGAGCAUUACCAACAUCAAAAUGGAUAAGAUGAUGACACUUCUUGCUAUAAAUCUGAACGGGGUCGUGCAUGGGGUCAAGCAUGCUGCACGGACAAUGAUAGCAGGCAAGCAUGGAGGCACAAUCAUAUGCUCAUCAAGCUCGGCUGCUAUCAUGGGAGGCCUAGCAUCUCAUUCCUACACAAUGUCAAAAGAGGCAAUCCUAGGGCUUGCCCGAAGCACAGCGUGUGAGUUGGGGGUUUACGGGAUUCGAGUGAACUGUAUUUCUCCUCAUGGUGUCCCUUCCGAGAUGCUUGUGAAUGAAUAUCGGAAGUUUCUUGGUAAUAUGGAGCUUAGGCCUGAUGAAGUAAGCUCAAUAGUGGGGGAAAGAGGGAGUCUUCUGCAUGGGAGAGGUGGAAGAUUGGAAGAUGUUGCACAAGCUGUGUUGUUUCUUGCCAGUGAUGAAUCUGGUUUUAUAACUGGGCACAAUCUGGUCAUUGAUGGGGGUUACACUUCUGCUUGUAGUCAAAUGAGUUUCAUAUACCAAGACUGA